AUGGGUGGCGCCUCCGGGAACCCUCAGCGCACUCGCUUGGGGGAGGGGGGUGGGAACGGGGGAAUCGAUCAUGGUAGGGGAGGAAAACGGAGAUCGGGGGGACAGGACGGGGAAGGGGAACGGGGAGGGGAAGGGGGAGGGGAAGGGGGAGGGGAAAGGGGAGGGGAAGGGGGAGGGAAAGGGGGAAAGGGAAGGGGAGAGGGAGCCUAUGGAGAGGGAGUGUUCAAUGACGGCCACGCCUGGGGAGGCAGCAGCAGUGAGGAGGAGGUGAAGAGGGGUCUCUGUGGGACUGUGCCUGUGCUCUUUAUCCCGGGGAAUGCGGGCUGCUACAAGCAGGUGCGUUCCCUGGCGUCUGUCUCCCACCACAUUUACCACGCCUUUCAUGCUCAACACGAAUCAAGGGACAGCCCUCCCUGCUUCGCCUGUGGAGAAGAGCCAGACACAGCAACUCUGGCAGCAGCAGCAGACUCAGAUGGAAGGAAAGAGGCAGGGGAAACGAGAGGAGAAGGUGCCACCGCAGCAGCAGCAGGACCAGGAGAAGGAGGGGGAAAUGUAAUAGGAUCAAAGAAUGGAGGGAAGGGAUCUGUGGCGUAUCCAUCUCGCCUAGCGUGGUUCUCGGUGGAUCUGAGGGAGCACCUGUCUGCUCUCCACAGCGCCCUCCUGCUCAAACAGGCCUCAUUCGUUGCUGCUGCUGUCAAUGAGGUGGGUGCUGAAUUGCAUGUUUGUGGGUACAUGUGCACGCGUGUGUGGGUACAUGUGCUGAGGGAGCACCUAUAUGAGCACCUCCCUCCUUUCCCUGGCCCCCUCCCUCCCUCCCUCCCUCCCUGCCUCCCUCCCUCCCUGCCUCCCUGCCUCCCUGCCUCCCUCCUUCCCUCCCUCACUCCCUCCCCCCAUCCCUCCCUCCCUCCCUCCCUCCCUCCCUCCCUCCUUCCCUCCCUCCCUCCCUCCCUCCCUCCCUCCCUCCCUCCCUCCCUCCCUCUCUCCCUCCCUCCCUCCCUCCCUCCCUCCCACCCUCCCUCCCACCCCGUGUUCUCUCAGAUCCUAUCGCUCUACAGGUCCUUAUGUGCUUCCAUGCCCGCCCGCCCGUCCUCUGUGCUGCUAGUGGGUCACUCUAUGGGGGGGAUAGUCGCCCGCCUGGCUCACAGGAGGCUGCAAGGGGGAGGAGAUGCGAAAGGAGAGAAAAUGGAGAGGGAGGGAGAGGAGGGAGAGGUGAUGGAGUGUGCGUGGAAGGGGGAGGCACGAGAAGGAGGAGGAGGGCAGGAGAAAGAGAGGGGGCAAUGCACAUCCAGUGAGAUCCAGUGCAUUCGUGUUGAGCAAGAGAGGGCCGGACCGCAACAUCCAGUGUCAGCCAUGUGGACUGAGCUCGCCCAGUCCACAUGCACGCGGGACGGACCGCAACAUCCAGUGCAGACCAUAAUCACCAUCGCCACACCGCACAGCCUCUUCCCUCUCCCCCUGCAGCCAUCCAUGCUCGCGCUUUACCACUCCCUCACCCGCCACCCUUCCCAGCGCUCUCCCUCCUCCCCACUGCUGCUCGCAUCGCUUGCUGCUGGCCGGAGUGACUGGCAGGUCCGUUCAUGGGCGGCAGCAGUACCCCCGUCCCCAGAUACCACCUCCCUGCACCUCCCAUUCAGCACAUACUCUCACGACUGCUCUUAUUUCUCCUUUACCCCCCUUCCCCCCUUCCGCCACCCUCCCCCCCCUUCCUUCCAGGUCCGCUCAUGGGCGGCAGCAGUACCCCCGUCCCCAGAUACCACCUCCAUCCACCUCCCAUUCAGCACAGCCCCUCACGUGUGGCUUUCAGCAGGGCACGAGCAGGCAGUGUGGUGCAACCAGCCCGUGGCUCAGCACAUCCCCUCACGUGUGGCUUUCAGCAGGGCACGAGCAGACCAUGUGGUGCAACCAGCCCGUGGCGCAGUGCUAUUCUAUGCUGUGCUGCUUGUGCGUCCCUUCGCGUGUGGGGCUCUCAGCAGGGCACGAACAGGCAGUGUGGUGCAACCAGCCUGCGGUCCAGCCCUGGUCAACCCGCGCACCUCACAGCCCUUCUCCUCCUCCAACACACGCCGUGCAAUCAUCUCCUGCCACCUGUCCGCCCCGCCUCUCCUCCUCCUCCUCCGGCCCUUGCUGCUGGGAUCGCCAACUGCUGGAGCUUUACCAAAUGAGCCUAACUCACAACAGACAGAACAGCAGAAUCAGCAGCAGCAGCAGCAGCAGCAGCAGCAGCCGCAGAAGCAGCAGAAUCUGCAGAAGCAACAGCAGAAGCAAGGGCAACGGAGUGACGGGCACACAGCAGUGCAGCUGAAUUCAGCCCCAUUCAUGCACAAAUGGGCUUCCCAAGCCCAGCAAUCACUCUCCUUCCACAUCAACCUGCCUAUUGAAGCACUAUCACUCAACCCAGCAGGCAGCAGCAGCAGGGCCCUCGUUCUUCUAUCGAAUGUUCUUCCAUGCGAUGGCUUGAAUCUCACCCUCGUUAUAAGCACACAGCAGGGGGAUGCGGAGGAGAGGCAUGAAGAGGGUACCCUCGAUAGAAGAAAACAGGAGGAGAGGAGACAGGGAGAUGAUAAGAAGGGGAAAGGGGAGGAAGUGGGAGAGGGAGAGGAUGACGUGUCGUCCUAUGAUUUGACACGGUUGCUCGUGCCUCUGCCUCAACCACCCAGAAGCAAUUCCUUUUCCUUGCCAGUAUCACUGGCAUCACAGCAAGUCACAGGACAGGUGCCCCAGCCGUCCCCUCUUGCUCUGCUCAUGCUGCCUCUGGAGAUAGCAGUUGGGGGUGGUGGUGGUGUGAGAAAGGCCACUUUGCGCGUGAAUAUCAACACCAACACCAAGGGCAAGCCUCGCCCCCCUCUGCACUUCCUCUCUGUGGAGCUGGCACCACUCAAUCUCCACGCUCAACUUACUCCCUCCUUCUCUUCCUCCUCCUCCUCCUCCUCCUCCUCCUCCUCCUCCUCCUCCUCCUCCUCCUCCUCCUCCUCCUCCUCCUCCUCCUCCUCCUCCUCCUCCUCCUCCACCACCUCCUCUCCAUCAAGACGGGAGUCUUUUCUAAACCCGUCCCCUCUCCCCGAUUCCAUCCCCUCUCCCCGAUUCCAUCCCCUCUCCCCGAUUCCAUCCCCUCUCCCCCAUUCCAUCCCCUCUCCCCAUUCCAUCCCCCUCUCCCCCAUUCCAUCCCCCUCUCCCCCAUUCCAUCCCCUCUCCCCGAUUCCAUCCCCUCUCCCCCAUUCCAUCCCCUCUCCCCCAUUCCAUCCCCUCUCCCCGAUUCCAUCCCCUCUCCCCGAUUCCAUCCCCUCUCCCCCAUUCCAUCCCCUCUCCCCGAUUCCAUCCCCUCUCCCCGAUUCCAUCCCCUCUCCCCGAUUCCAUCCCCUCUCCCCCAUUCCAUCCCCUCUCCCCCAUUCCAUCCCCUCUCCCCGAUUCCAUCCCCUCUCCCCGAUUCCAUCCCCUCUCCCCCAUUCCACCCCAUUCCACCCCACUCCCCGAUUCCAUCCCCUCUCCCCGAUUCCAUCCCCUCUCCCCGAUUCCAUCCCCUCUCCCCCAUUCCAUCCCCUCUCCCCCAUUCCACCCCACUCUCCCUCAUUCCACCCCCCUCUCCCCCAUUCCAUCCCCUCUCCCCCAUUCCAUCCCCCUCUCCCCCAUUCCAUCCCCUCUCCCCCAUUCCACCCCCCUCUCCCCCAUUCCACCCCACUCUCCCCCAUUCCACCCCCCUCUCCCCCAUUCCAUCCCCUCUCCCCGAUUCCAUCCCCUCUCCCCCAUUCCACCCCCCUUCCCCCCAUCCCCCAGGAGCCCAGCCGAGUCCCACCAGUUGCCACCCAGCUGUUGCUAUCCUGGCAUCUGCUCACACCGCUUCUCCUGCUGCUCCAGCCACAUCUGAGACUGCAGCAGCGAGUGCUAGUGAUCAGCUUCCCCGAGUUGCUGCUGUAG
This is a messenger RNA of Closterium sp. Naga37s-1, 3912 nucleotides long. Lineage: Eukaryota; Viridiplantae; Streptophyta; Zygnematophyceae; Desmidiales; Closteriaceae. The record is from the annotation of a GenBank genome assembly.